AUGUCCUCAAAUGAUGUGUGCGCUCCCACCCCCUGUGGCCCAACCCCACUGGCCAACAGCUGCAACGAGCCCUGUGCCCAGCAGUGCCAGGAGUCCACCUACAUCAUCCAGCCGCCUCCUGUGGUGGUGACCCUGCCUGGACCCAUCCUCAGCUCCUUCCCUCAGAACACCGCUGUGGGAUCCUCCACCUCCGCUGCUGUGGGAAGCACCCUCAGCUCCGAGGGAGUGCCCAUCUCCUCCAGCAGCUCCUCAGGAUUUGGGAGCUUUGGUUAUCACAGCCUGGGGAGCGGGUACAGCCGUCCCAACCGCCGCUACAACACCUACCGCAGCGGCUUCAAUGGGCCGUGCUAG
Messenger RNA from Numida meleagris (helmeted guineafowl), 351 nucleotides. RefSeq names its product feather keratin 1-like. The transcript has a single exon. The record is from RefSeq and is a predicted model, not a curated record. The coding region runs from base 1 to 351 and encodes 116 amino acids. NCBI's taxonomy places the organism in Eukaryota, Metazoa, Chordata, Aves, Galliformes, Numididae. Gene Ontology annotation, molecular function: structural constituent of cytoskeleton. Gene Ontology annotation, cellular component: intermediate filament.